CUGCGAGACUCAAGAAACCAGGCUUCAAAAAACGUACCAUAAAUUAUUGACAAACACACACCUUAUCCUGUACUCUAUAUAUUGGAAUAUAUUGACUCGGCCCGAAAACACCGAUAAAGUAUAAUACUAAACAAAUCUGCACAAUUUUCUUGCAAAAGAUGACUUCAGAAGUAUCUGGUCCCUCUGUGGAUACUGUUGAAAGUCUCAUGAAAGAGGCAGAAACCCUCAAAAUCAAAUUGGAGGAGGAAAGACAGAAAUUGAAUGAUGUUACAUUGGCGUCUGUUGCAGAGAGACUGGAGAUAAUAAACUACAUGAAUAUUAAACCUAGAAGGACAUUGAAAGGCCAUCAAGCAAAAGUCUUGUGUUCCGAUUGGUCUCCAGAUAAACGACACAUUGUCUCAUCAUCUCAGGAUGGUAAAAUGAUUAUAUGGGACGCUUACACGACUAAUAAGGAGCAUGCGGUGACAAUGCCCACGACGUGGGUGAUGGCGUGCGCGUACGCGCCUUCUGGGAAUCUGGUCGCUUGCGGCGGGUUGGACAAUAAGGUCACCGUCUAUCCUCUGAGCCUCGACGAGGAUGUCACCCUGCGCAAAAAGACCGUCGGUACUCACACCAGCUACAUGAGCUGUUGCAUCUUUCCCAAUUCCGAUCAGCAGAUUUUAACCGGAAGCGGGGACUCUACGUGCGCUCUUUGGGACGUGGAAUCUGGGCAACUUUUACAGAGUUUCCACGGUCAUUCCGCCGACGUGAUGACCAUCGAUCUGGCUCCCUCGGAAACAGGAAACACAUUCGUGUCUGGAAGCUGCGACAAGCUGGUUCUCAUCUGGGAUAUGCGUUCGGGCCAUUGCGUACAGUCCUUCGAGGGUCACGAAUCCGAUGUGAACAGCGUUAAAUUCCAUCCGAGUGGAGACGCCGUUGCAACGGGAAGUGACGAUUCCACGUGUAGGCUUUUCGAUCUGAGGGCCGAUAAGGAAGUUGCCACCUACAGCAAGGAGAGCAUCAUCUUCGGCGUGAAUUCAGUCGACUUUUCAGUUUCAGGUCGUUUGCUGUUCUCCGGUUACAAUGAUUACACCGUGAACGUCUGGGAUACUCUGAAAUGCGUGCGGGUGUGUCUUCUGUACGGGCACGAGAAUAGGGUGUCUUGUCUUCAGGUCAGCCCAGAUGGAACGGCCCUGUCGACGGGAUCAUGGGAUUCGACGUUGAGAGUUUGGGCAUAAAAGUUCCACGAUUUCAUUCAUAUAACUCAAGCAGAACCAAAUUGUAUCGAUUAGAUAGAGGAUCGUUUUAACGGAUGUG
Molecule: messenger RNA, 1296 nt
Organism: Nicrophorus vespilloides
Lineage: Eukaryota; Metazoa; Arthropoda; Insecta; Coleoptera; Silphidae
Product: guanine nucleotide-binding protein subunit beta-5-like
Exons: 10
Coding region: 159-1217 (352 amino acids)
Biological process (GO): G protein-coupled dopamine receptor signaling pathway; G protein-coupled receptor signaling pathway
Cellular component (GO): cytoplasm; heterotrimeric G-protein complex
Molecular function (GO): signaling receptor complex adaptor activity; protein binding
Source: RefSeq, a predicted model, not a curated record